Spodoptera exigua (beet armyworm) is the source of this 2832-nucleotide messenger RNA. Lineage: Eukaryota; Metazoa; Arthropoda; Insecta; Lepidoptera; Noctuidae. The record is from the annotation of a GenBank genome assembly.
UUUCACAGCGUCGAACAGCAGCGAGCAUUGACAGAACGAACGCGGAAUGUCCACUUUAAAACUUAGAUAAAUGGCCACCGUUGUUAUUACGCUCUUCCUAUUUGUACAAUUUUGUGUUUGUAAAAUGGACGCCGUGUGCAUUAAAAAGCGAAGGACUCCACUUUCGUCCAGAAGGGAAAAGCGGUGGAGCAUGAAUUCUCAGCGACUCGAUGAAAUAGUGGCGCAGCUGAUGCAGCCUGUGUCAAUGAGAAAUCAGGAGAAAAUCUUCGACCAUAACAUCACCGAGUUGCUGGAGGAGUAUAUGACGGAGGCCGGGCUUCGUGCGCUGGAAGGGGGCGAAGACGUCCGCGUCAACUUCCCCGAGAUGGCUCUGUUGCUGCAGCGCUCCGUCGACAUCUACAGCCACAAGGUCGACUGCCUCCACCAAAAUAUCCUCGACUACUGCGACAAGCUACUCACCGCGAGGGAGGAGGAGGAGGAGGAGGAAGCGGGCGAGGAGGCGGGCGCGGAGGAAGCGGGCACGGCUAGGCGCGGGCGGCGGCGUGGCUCGGCGGAGCGCGGCGCGGCGGAGGCCGAGUUCGAUCACAUCGCGCUGCAGGGCGCGGCGCCGCGCGAGGGGGGCGCGGCGCGGCCGCCGCCCACGCUGCCGCGCAUGUACGUCGAGCUGGAGCCGCGCGUCAUCACGCCCGCCGACGCCCCGCUGCUGGACUACGCCGGCGAGCCCAUCGGCUUGCUCUCCGACUUUCAAGUCACCUGGCGCCUCCAUCGAGGACUGUUGGUGGACGAGCUGGAAGACGGCACGAGCCAGGAGCGCAGGCUGCGGCCCAUCUCCCUGCUGGAGCUGCAGGAGGCCAUCGCCGCCGCCGUCUGCCCUCUGCCGCCGCGCGCCAGCACGCCGCUGGACGCCACGCCGCCCGCCACGCCGCCGCGCACGCCCGACCACGCCAUGGCGCACCACACGUCUGAUUUGGACGCCACGCUACAAUCGCCAGACUUGGCUGCCAGAAUUCAGCCGCCUGACUUGGCAGCCCCCAUACAAACGCCCGGCUUGGCCGCGAUGGCCCACGCCCCUGAACUGGCUGCCACGCUGCGCACCCCCGACUUUGGCGCUGCGCUCCACGCGGCCGACGUGGCCGACAUGGCCAGGCUGGGGGACACCCCCGUGCAGCCUGGUGCACCCGCUAACACAUCCACGCCGAAACUUAACAAAAAAGAAAGAAAGAGAAGAAGUGAUAGCAAUAUUGACGCCGCCAUAAAAAUAUCUGUUGGGGAAGAUCUACGGCAAAAGUUGGACGAAGUACAGGAGUUCAGCAUACCGCCUACUUGGAUCAAAAAGAUCGUUAAAAGACGGAAGAGUGAAAUUUUGAGCAGUCGCAGGCUAAUACGCGAAGAGAAUCCUAUACCCCGUGGAGAGUUCCCCGGCUGGAGCGCGGAGGAGGGCGUGCAGGCCGCCGCGGCCGCCGCCAAGGACGCGUCCCGUCUGCUCGACAGCGACGACGACGACGGCUUCUUCGAGCAGAGCUCCGUCGGGGACUCCGACGCGUCGCGCGCCGAGGAGCCCCGCGUCGCCGACCUGGCGCCCGCUGCGCUGCUGGCGCUGGCGCCGCCCGAGGGCGCCGACGGCGGCGAGGCCGGCGGCUGGCAGCAGCGCGUCCUGGCGCGCGCCGCGGCCGCGCCGGCGCCCGACGUCCGCGCGCUGGGCCGCGCCGUGCUACGCGCGCUGGGCGGCGCGGGGCGGCGCGCCGUGUCCUGGCGCGAGCUGCAGCGCGGCGUGGCGGCGCCGCCGAGCCACGUGCUGCUGGCGGCGCUGUUCCUGGCCAACUCGCGCAACGUGGAGCUGCUGGCGGGCCCGGCGCUGUCGGUGGCGGACUUCUCGCUGCGCCUGCUGUCCACGGACGAGAGCCGCUACAGCGAGGCGGCGGCGCAGGAACCCUUCCUGCGGUGAACUGCGCGCUCUCGGAACGCUGUCGCGGUCGACCGUCGACCGUGGAGGUAUUAUUCGACGACUUACUGAUACAACAAAUGUUGUUUGUAAGUUUCUGCUCACGAAUACAAAUUGUGCUAAUAUAAUAACUGUUAGUUUAGCGGGUAACGUGCAUCAUGCAAAUUAUAUUUUUAAAGAAUGUUUUGUGUAAAAACGCCAACAAAUAGAUUAGAUUUAAUAUAUUUCACUUACAACAAGUAGUUAUCUAAAGAUUAGUUGAGUUAACAGUGUAUUUUAUUGAUACUCUGUUAACAGUUCACCAAAUGUGUGAAAAUUCAACUAUCUACACUAGCCGGGACGCGACCACGUCCGCCCUGCUCAGUGAUAUGUACACAGGCCCUUGUACUGUUGUAAAUAAACUAAUAAAAAUGUUUAUGUAAUAAUGUUUACAAAGUUUUUGUAUAAAAAUAAGUUCUAUUUUUAACUGAACUCUAAACGUAAAAUUACGUACUACUUAUACAUACAUAUAAAUAUGUAUAAUAUAUAUUUCAUGAAUCUUAAUCUACUCAUAACUUGCAACAUUGGCGUACGCAAUUCCGCAAUUGACGUAGCAACGACUGGGUCGAGUACAACUCGACUUCAUGAGUGUUGUGAGAGAGUUUAUGUAUAUAAUGUUUCUCUAAUGUAAAUAUACUUAUAAGUUUCAUUGUGAUCAAAUUGGGAUGGCAUUCCUUCACUAUAGUAUAGGAAUCAAAUGUAAUGAAUUGGUCCAUUGUAUGGUUCUACACUACUAUGUGUACAAUACUAAGUAAGCUGCACACUUUUCAUAUAGAUAUUGACCAUCAUAAUCCAUAUCCAGUAAAGUAAUGAAUUUCUGCACCACUGAAAGUUGUCUUACAUCUUGAAAC